This is a messenger RNA of Gossypium raimondii (Peruvian cotton), 2123 nucleotides long. Its product is annotated as WRKY transcription factor 72B. The transcript is spliced from 6 exons. Gene Ontology annotation, biological process: regulation of DNA-templated transcription. NCBI's taxonomy places the organism in Eukaryota, Viridiplantae, Streptophyta, Magnoliopsida, Malvales, Malvaceae. Gene Ontology annotation, molecular function: DNA-binding transcription factor activity; sequence-specific DNA binding. Bases 152 to 1975 code for a protein of 607 amino acids. The record is from RefSeq and is a predicted model, not a curated record.
AAGAGUUAUGAUGAAAGCCAUUGUUUUUGCAUUUUUUUUAAAGUUAAAAGAGAGAGAGUCAAAUACAGCAGCCCUUCUAUAAAAGAAGAGCGAACUUGGUUUGUUUGAUAGAUUUUAUUACAACAAAAAAGAAAAAGGAGGAGAAAGCUCGAUGGAGGAGAAUUUGAAGAAGAGAUCUGAUGAUCGAGGUGGUGCAGUUGUGAAGAAAGAGAAGAUAGCUGAUUCUUGUGCUGAUGAUGAAGACGCUCCUGCCAAGGUAGGAGAUAAAAGACCCUGUUGUGAGAAUGAUGAUAAAAAGCCAUCUUCCCCUGGAAAAAAGGAUUUAAGCAGCAGCAACAACAACAAGGUAUCUCUAAAAUCUGAUACUGAAAGAACCGAACCUGAGUACUCCAUGGCUUCUUCUUCAACUCGAAAGGAGCAGGAUGAUCAACUUGAAUCUGCCAAAGCUGAGAUGGGAGAGGUUAGAGAAGAAAAUCAAAGACUAAAGAUGCAUUUAAAUCGGAUUAUGAAGGAUUAUCAGAAGCUACAAAUGCAAUUUUAUGACAUUGUUGGACAAGAUUCAAAGAAAUCCCAAGCAGCAGAAAAUAAUGACCACCACCACCAACAAGAAGAAGAAGAACCCGAGCUUGUGUCUCUUACACUUGGAAGGUUUUCGAGUGAUUCGAAAAAGGAUGGUAAAAACAAAGCAUCCAGCAGCCAUGGAAAAGAGGAGGAGAGAGGGAAUGAAGGCUUAUCUCUUGGCUUAGAUUACAAGCUAGAAGCUUCUAAGUCUGAGGUAGAUGAUGAAGCUUUGCCAAAUCCAAGCCCAGUGAACGGUACUCAAGAACUCAAGGAAGAGGAAACAUGGCCACCAAGCAAAGUUCUCAAGACAACCAGAACCGGAGACGAUGAAGUUUUGCAACAAAACUCUGUUAAGAAAGCUAGGGUUUGCGUCAGAACCAGAUGCGAAACUCCCACGAUGAAUGAUGGAUGCCAAUGGCGGAAAUAUGGGCAGAAGAUUGCUAAAGGAAACCCUUGCCCUCGGGCAUAUUAUCGUUGCACAGUUGCACCUUCAUGCCCUGUGAGAAAACAGGUUCAAAGAUGUGCUGAAGACUUGUCGAUCUUAAUCACAACUUAUGAAGGAACCCACAAUCAUCCACUUCCGAUGUCAGCCACUGCAAUGGCUUCCACCACUUGUGCAGCAGCUUCAAUGCUAUUGUCUGGUGCAUCGUCGUCGGGUUCCAGUGUUGCAUCGUUAACUUCCACCGCCAACCUCCAUGGGCUCAAUGUCUACCUAUCUGAUAACUCAAAAUCAAAGUUCUACUUGCCCAACUCUUCACUCUCGGCUGCCUCAUCACACCCAACAAUCACUCUUGACCUUACUUCAACACCAUCUUCAUCCUCAUCAUUUCCUUUCAAUAGGUUUUCUUCAGCUUAUCCCACUACAUCAAGAUAUGCUUCCGCAAGUCUCAGCUUUGGCUCUUCCGAAUCCAACACUGUGUCUUGGGGCAAUGGGCUUCUUAGCUAUGGUAGUCCAAGUACUCAACCCUACAUGAAAAACCCUCUUAACAUUAAUGGGAGACCACAGUCCACCAUGGAGAACAAUAGCAUUUUUCCAUCUUCCAUGCAAAAGAAUAACCUAAAUCCUCCUCAACAGCCAUUACCGGAUACCAUCGCUGCAGCAACCAAAGCAAUCACAACAGACCCCAAUUUCCAAUCUGCUUUAGCGGCGGCUCUCACAUCAAUCAUUGGAACCGGCAAUAAUAAUAAUGGUGGUGGUGGUAGCGGGGAGAGCUUGGCACAAAGGUUGAAAUGGGGAGAGCAAACAUUUGCAGUGAACGGAAAUGGAUGUGGCUCAAGCUUCUUCAACAAACCACCUCCUUCCACAACUUCCCAACCAGGGAGUUUGAUAUUUCUACCACCUAAUUCUUUGCCAUUUUCAACACCCAAGAGUGCCUCCACAUCUCCUGGUGAUACUGGGAAUCACACCAAUUGAUUGUUUUUUCUUUUCUUCUCUUUUUUUGAAUAUUAAUUUGUAAUUAAGGAUGUUAUUCAUUAGUCUUAAUUGGCAUGUAAUAAUAGCAAGUUUGAAUAUUAACUUUCCUCUCAAUGACAAGGAUGAGAGGCAUGGAAAAUUUGAACAA